Molecule: messenger RNA, 3470 nt
Organism: Helianthus annuus (common sunflower)
Lineage: Eukaryota; Viridiplantae; Streptophyta; Magnoliopsida; Asterales; Asteraceae
Product: pentatricopeptide repeat-containing protein At4g13650
Exons: 2
Coding region: 201-3356 (1051 amino acids)
Biological process (GO): RNA modification
Molecular function (GO): zinc ion binding; RNA binding; protein binding
Source: RefSeq, a predicted model, not a curated record
CCACACCAUAUAGAGCCCACCUCCGUCAUGUCAACGCAACCCCACACCCUGCAUUCAGCAUUCUUGGUUCAGUUCCAAGAAACAGAAAUACUUAUGUUGAGCGCCACACAAGAACAACCAUAUCCAUAUUUAUAUCGUUUGGCAGCUGUAUAUAUUUAUUACUCACUCCAAAAAUUAAGCACCAUUCUUCUUGAAGGCCAAUGAUAUUAUUACGUGGUUCAUUCUUGAACGCCUCAAUUCAUUCUUUCCCGCCUAAAUCUGCAACAGAUUUUCCAAAGUAUUUUUGCGGUCAAUUGGGAUCAGCUGCUUUCACUACUUCUGCAAGUUUUCCGGUUGUCGAUGAAGAAGAUGAAGGGAGUCCGAAAACUCACGUGUCCAAAGGGGUUAAUAAUUCUGCCCAAAUUUAUGCUAAUCAUCAGACCUACUGUUGGCUCUUAGAAGGAUAUCUGAGUUCUGGGUCUCUCACAGAUGCUAAGAAGCUUCAUGGGAGGAUCUUGAAGUCGGGUUUCGAUAGCGAUAACGCCAUUUGCAGUAGGCUUGCUGAGGUUUAUGUUGCACACGGUGAUUUAACUUAUGCAUGCCAGGUGCUCGAUGAAAUGCCUGACAGAGAUUUAUCCUUCUGGAAUAACUUAAUUUUCGGUUUGAUCAAAAAGAGGUUACCGACUAUGGUGUUGGGCCUGUUUUCGAAAAUGUUGGCGAAGAAUGUCAACCCGGAUGAAGUAACAUUUGCAAAUGUUUUACGUGCUUUUAGCGGAGAUAGGAUUGACCUUCAUAAUCUAAAGCAGAUCCACACGAAAAUCGUUCGUCAUGGUUUUGGUACAAACUAUAUUGUGUGUAACCCGUUGAUUGAUUUAUACGCGAAAAAGGGGUAUAUAGAGACCGCAAAACACGUGUUUCAAGGCUUGACUAUGAGAGAUAAUGUCACUUGGGUUGCUAUGAUCUCCGGAUUAUCUCAAAACGGACAUGAAGAAGAAAGCAUUUUAUUAUUUUUUAAAAUGCACGUUUCCGGUAUUUUACCGACUCCUUACGUGUUCUCGAGUAUCAUAAGUUCAUGUACAAAAAUUUCGUUUUUUGAGCUAGGACAACAGUUGCAUGCCCUUAUUCAUAAAUGGGGAUUUUCAUCGGAAACUUUCGUGUGCAACGCGCUUGUCACGUUGUAUUCCCGUUGUGGCGAUUUAGUUUCUGCAGAACAAAUAUUUAGUAAAAUGGAAUAUCGGGAUGGAGUAUCAUACAACACGCUUAUCUCGGGUCUUGCUCAAAAAGGAUUAAGCGAGAAAGCCUUACAGUUAUACGAAAAUAUGCAAUCCGAUAUACUAAAACCGGAUUCUGUCACGGUUGCUAGCCUCUUAAGUGCUUGUGCGUCGAUCGGGGCCUUUAGUAAAGGAUUACAACUGCAUUCUUACGCAAUAAAGGCAGGAAUGUGUGCGGAUAUUAUCAUAGAAGGCUCUUUACUUGACCUUUAUGUAAAAUGUUCGGACGUCAAAACCGCUCAUGAUUUCUUCCUUACAACCGAAACCGAAAAUGUGGUUUUAUGGAAUGUGAUGUUGGUGGCGUAUGGACAGUUAGGGGAUCUACAUGAAUCCGUAAAUAUUUUCUCGCAAAUGCAGAUUAACGGGUUGACGCCUAAUCAGUACACUUAUCCUAGCAUACUAAGAACAUGUACGCAAAUUGGUGCGUUAGAUCUUGGUGAGCAGAUCCAUACGCAAGUCGUUAAAACGGGAUUUCAGUUAAACGUGUAUGUUUGCAGUGUGCUUAUUGAUAUGUACUCUAAGCAUGGAGAUUUGCACACCGCACAGAAGAUUCUUAACCGUCUUAACGAGAAAGAUGUUGUUUCGUGGACCGCUAUGAUAGCGGGAUAUGCGCAACAUGAUUUAUUUAACGAAGCUCUUAAAACAUUUGAGGAGAUGCUACAUAGAGGAAUCCAGUCGGAUAAUAUCGGAUUUUCAAGUGCGAUAAGCGCGUGCGCGGGAAUUCAAGCGAUUCAUCAAGGCCGUCAAAUUCACGGUCAAUCGGUUGUUUGUGGGUAUUCAUCUGAUCUUUCAAUCGGAAACGCACUUGUUUGUCUUUACGCUAGAUGUGGUUUAAUAACCGAAGCGUAUUUAGCAUUUGAAAAAAUUCAUUUAAAAGAUAACGUCUCGUGGAACGCAUUGGUUUCGGGAUUUGCACAAAGCAGAAACUAUGAGGAGUCACUGAAAGUGUUCUCGAAAAUGAACGAAUUUGGUGUCGAAGCGAAUAUGUUUACUUACGGGUCUGCGGUUAGUGCGGCUGCAAAUACAACAAACAUAACACAAGGCAAGCAGAUACACGGAAGAAUGAUAAAAACGGGUUAUAAUUUGGAACCCGAGGCAUCUAACGUUCUCAUAACUUUAUAUUCGAAAUGCGGGAGUCUUGACGAUGCGAAAAGUGAGUUUCUUGAAAUGAAUGAUAAGAACGAAAUUUCAUGGAAUGCGAUGAUUACGGGAUAUUCGCAACACGGGUGCGGAGACGAAGCGAUAAAACUCUUUGAGGAAAUGAAACGGUUCGGUUAUACACCAAAUUACGUGACUUUUGUGGGUGUUUUAACCGCUUGUAGUCAUGUACGGUUAGUAGACAAAGGUCUUGAAUACUUCAAAUCCAUGAGUCAAGAUUACAGUCUAGUCCCACGAGCCGAACAUUACGCAUGUGUUGUUGACAUUCUUGGACGGGCCGGGCUUUUGACCCGUGCGCUUGAAUUUAUAAAGUCAAUGCCGAUCGAACCAGACUCGAUGGUCUGGAGGACGCUUUUGAGUGCAUGUAUAGUUCAUAAAAAUAAAGAAGUUGGAGAAAUUUCAGCAAAACACCUUCUUGAAUUAGAACCCGAAGAUUCAGCCACUUAUGUUUUAUUAUCAAAUAUGUACGCGAUAAAUGGAAAAUGGGACGAUAGAAACCGAACAAGAAAGUUGAUGAAAGAUAGAGGUGUAAAGAAAGUUCCAGGUCGUAGCUGGAUCGAAAUUAAGAACACCAUUCAUGCGUUUUUUGUCGGUGAUCGUCUUCAUCCGUUAGCAGAUGAAAUUUAUGAUUAUUUAGACGUUAUUAACAAACGGGCUGCUGAAAUUGGGUAUGUGCAAGAUCGUUACAGUCUUUUAAACGAUCUCGAGCAAGAACAGAAGGAGCCGUCUACUUGCAUACACAGUGAGAAACUAGCUAUUACGUUUGGACUUUUGAGUUUGUCGAAUAAUAUUCCGUUGCGUGUGAUGAAGAAUCUUCGCGUGUGCAAUGAUUGCCAUAAUUGGAUAAAGUUUGUGUCAAAGAUUUGUAAUAGAGAUAUUAUAGUUAGAGACUCGUAUCGGUUUCAUCAUUUUGGAGGGGGCGUUUGUUCCUGCAAAGACCAUUGGUGAUUUUGAUGAGCUCUUGUUAUGAUUAUAUUGUAAUUUGAGUUAUGUACCAGAGGAUGUUGACCAGUGAAGGUGCAUCAAAAUUUAAUAAAUAUCAAGAACAUACAAGUUUUUAAA